Periconia digitata is the source of this 1245-nucleotide messenger RNA. NCBI's taxonomy places the organism in Eukaryota, Fungi, Ascomycota, Dothideomycetes, Pleosporales, Periconiaceae. The record is from the annotation of a GenBank genome assembly.
GCGAUCAAACAAAGAAGCCACUGUGACGUUGUUCGUGUGGUAUAUAGUCAGGCGCACCCAAGCAACACCAAGCAACACCAAGCAUCGGCCUCGCCUUCUUUCUCGUAUACCUACAUCUGCCAAGCGCUGCACCCAUCAUCCUUCAUCUCCAAAAUGGGCGGUCCGUAUAGGCCACAAACAUGGGCUCUUGGUGGAAGAGCAAAAGAGAGUGAAGAUAUACCAAUUACUUCGGUGUUGCUUUUUCUCUUCAUCGUCGGCGCUGUCGCCCACAUGACCAUCUUCCAACUCAACCGGAAGCGCGGUCACAAAUUCCUCUUCAAUGGAAUCAUAUUCGGUUUCUGCAUGACACGAACGACCACAUGCAUUCUCCGCAUAGCAAGCGUCACUCACCCUACCAACAUCCGCCUCGCCAUCGCGGCUCAAGUCUUCGUCGCAGCGGGCGUGAUCCUCCUUUGGGUGGUCAACUUACUCUGGGCUCAACGAAUCCUCCGAUCAACACACCCUCACCUGGGUUGGCACCCUGCCUUGAGCCUGGCCUUCAAGUCCCUCUACGCGCUCAUCAUCAUCACACUCAUCAUACUCAUCACCGCAACUGUACAAUCCUUCUAUACCCUCCGCCCUUACACGCGCUCCAUCGAUCGCAGCCUCCAACUCUACGGCUCGACCUGUUUCGCCAUCAUCUCGUUCCUGCCUAUUCCCAUCCUUGCAGUGUCCUGGCUACUGCCCAGGAAGCAGCCAACGAUUGAGAAAUUCGGACACGGUAGACACAGCACCAAAGUCGGCACCCUGCUCGUCGGCACUACGCUCUUGUGUAUAGGCGCCGCGUAUCGCGCUGGGACUUCGUGGAAGACGCCUGUCCCCAUGUCGCAGCCGCUCCCGAGCUACUUCCACAAAGCGUGCUUCUACGUGUUCAACUUCGUGGUCGAGAUCUUGGUUGUAUACUUGUACGCGGCGAUGCGGGCGGAUCUGAGGUUCUGGAUCCCGAACGGCGCGAAGGGACCGGGCUCUUAUACGACGGUUACAUCGGCCAGUGCGAAAGAGGUGGAUGCGGAUGUGGAACAACAGCAGGAGCCUGAGGGAUCAGACACCGUUACCUUCAGGGGUGAUGAAUCGACACAGGAGAGGGACGAGAAACAGGAGAGAGAGUGAUAAGAGCUUUUUCGUUCUUGGGCAGUGUGAUUGGAUUAGAGAGCGAUAUGUUUUGGCGUUGCCGAUACCCCCGUAUUUUUAUACCUGUAUUAUAUC